AUGUACAAGAAAUCCUUCAAAUUGUGCCGUUUAAAGGAAAUCAAUUCCAAUCUCAAAAGGCAGUAUCACAGCGAUAACGUAUUCGGAUUUCGAAGCAAAAAGAAAAAAAUUUAUGAAGAAUCUCGGGAGAGCGCCGAGGCCAAAAAUAAGGAAAGCAAUUUCUUUCGAUUGGUUACAGCGUACAGGCAGCACGGCCACAAGUAUUCUAAUAUUAACCCCGUGUCGUUAUCGGCGCAUUCUAGCUCGAUGCCGGAAUUGUUGAUAAACCGUUACGGGUUCAGCGAAAGCGACAACGUCAAUUUCGAUGGAAUAAUCCACGCGAGCCGAAAAGAGGGCAGCAUUAAAGACGCCGUGAAAUUUUUAAAUCGCGUUUAUUGCUCCUCCAUCGGAGCGGAAUAUUUACAUCUCGAAGACGAGGAGGAGAUAGAAUGGUUGAGUAGACAAUUAGAAGCUCUACCAACAGAAGAAAUCGACGAUGCCACAAAAAUCAACAUCGCAACAGAAUUAUUGAAAUCGCAAUGUUUCGAUCGGUUUUUGGCGAAAAAAUUCACCAGCGUCAAAAGAUAUGGAGGCGAAGGGGCCGAAAGUACGAUGAUGUUCUUCGGGGAGAUAUUCAAAUUAUCUGCGAAAGGUAAUAUUGAACAAAUCGUACUAGCCAUGCCGCACCGAGGACGGUUGAAUCUACUAACAGGCAUGUUGAAUUUUCCUCCUGCUAAAAUUUUCAGCAAAUUAAAGGGCAACGCGGAUUUUCCACCCUAUUACAAGGCGAGCGGUGAUGUUGUAAGUCAUUUCAUUUCUUCUACUGAUCUCACAUACGACGAUCAAUCAGUACACGUUUCAUUACUCUACAAUCCUUCCCACUUGGAAGUCGUAAAUCCAGUGUCAAUGGGAAAAACCAGAGCAAAGCAGAUGAUCCUGAAAGAUGGAGAUUAUGGCGAUAAAAAUUGGUCUGAUAAAGUUCUUAAUAUACAGGUACAUGGUGAUGCAGCUUUCGCAGGGCAAGGAGUCAAUCAAGAAUGCUUGAAUCUUUGCAAAGUGCCUCAUUUCGAAGUAGGCGGUACUAUUCAUAUGGUGGUCAAUAAUCAAGUGGGUUUCACCACGCCGGGUGAUAGGGGAAGAUCCUCGCGGUAUUGUACUGAUUUGGCGAAAAUUAUAGCAGUGCCUGUGAUACAUGUGAAUGGAGACAAUCCAGAGGAAGUUCUUAAAGCCACGCGAUUGGCGUUCGAGUACCAAAGGAAAUUCAGGAAAGAUGUAUUUGUGGAUGUUAAUUGCUACAGGCAGUGGGGUCAUAAUGAACUGGACGAUCCGAGUUUUACGAAUCCAGCUCUGUAUAAUAUCAUAAGAUCCAAAAAAACAGUGCCGGAUUCCUAUGUGGAGAAGCUCGUUAAAGAGAACGUUAUGAGCAAUGAUGAUGCCGAGAAGAUUGAACAAAACCACGAGCGAUGGUUAAACGAUGAAUUAAAAGCUUCCGAAAAUUACAAUCCACCAGACGUCUAUUUCAAAAAACAAUGGGACGGUUUCUCUCAAGCCGGCGAGGUAAUUACGACUUGGGAUACCGGAAUCGACAUGGAUUUAAUGACUUUCGUUGGAACUAAAUCGGUGCAAGUACCGAAAAACUUCGAAAUCCAUCCAACUCUGCUGAAAAGCCAUGUAAAAAAUCGAAUUCACAAAAUAUCCGAAGGGAUCAAUAUUGACUGGCCUACGGCUGAAACACUCGCCUUUGGUUCUUUAUUAUUCCAAGGUUUCAACGUUAGGCUGAGCGGUCAGGACGUCGGGCGAGGCACCUUCUCCCACAGGCACGCCAUGCUCGUGGAUCAGAAAACCAACAGCACGUUCAUUCCCUUGAAUCACAUGCACGACAAGCAAUCGGCCUUCCUGGAGGUGGCCAACAGCAUCCUCUCCGAGGAGGCGGUGCUGGGCUUCGAGUACGGGAUGAGCGUCGAGGACCCGAGGAACCUGAUCGUUUGGGAGGCGCAGUUCGGGGAUUUCUUCAACGGCGCCCAGAUCGUCUUCGACACCUUCGUCAGCUCGGGUGAAAGUAAGUGGUUGUGGCAGAGCGGGCUGACUGUGCUCCUGCCGCACGGGUACGACGGGGCUGGACCGGACCACAGCUCCUCUAGAGUGGAGAGGUUCCUUCAAAUGACGGAUUCCAGGGAAGAUCGAGUGGAUAGCGACGACGUGAACAUGCAAGUUUGCCAGCCCAGCACGCCCGCUCAAUAUUUCCAUUUGUUGAGGCGACAGAUGGUUCGUAAUUUUAGGAAACCUUUGAUAAUAGUCACCCCGAAAAUUCUGCUUAGAUCUCCGGUUUGCGUUUCGGAUUUCGCCGAUAUGACGCCUGGAACGUUCUUUAAACCUGUUUUAGGCGAUUCGAUGGUGGUGCCUUCGAGAGUGAAGAAAAUUCUAAUCACCUCCGGUAAGCAUUUUUAUUCGUUGAUGGAGAAAAGGUCUUCGAUGGGAGUCACCGAUACUGCUAUUAUUCGAGUCGAGUCGUUCUGCCCUUUUCCUGUGUUGGAAUUGACGAAGGAGAUUUCGAAAUAUCCGGAAGCCAAAGUUAUCGUUUGGUGCCAGGAGGAACACCGGAAUAUGGGAGCUUGGUCGUUUAUAAAACCACGAUUUGAGAACCUCCUUAAGAAGCAGAUCCAUUACAGUGGAAGAGACACACUGGGAACACCAGCAGUAGGAAUAGCAAAAUUACACCAAAAACAAGCCAUAGAUGUGGUAACAAAGCCAUUUUUAAUCCAAACUGAUCAGUGA
Messenger RNA from Phyllotreta striolata, 2754 nucleotides. The record is from the annotation of a GenBank genome assembly. NCBI's taxonomy places the organism in Eukaryota, Metazoa, Arthropoda, Insecta, Coleoptera, Chrysomelidae.